Molecule: messenger RNA, 4139 nt
Organism: Drosophila obscura
Lineage: Eukaryota; Metazoa; Arthropoda; Insecta; Diptera; Drosophilidae
Gene: Rb97D
Product: ribonucleoprotein RB97D
Exons: 5
Coding region: 84-1487 (467 amino acids)
Molecular function (GO): RNA binding
Source: RefSeq, a predicted model, not a curated record
ACUGUUUACAGCUCUUCUUCUUUCCUCGUGUUCUCAACCUGCAGUUUUUGUGUUUGUUAAUUUGGUUAUAAUAGCUGAUAACCAUGGCAAAUCCAAUGCGAAUCAAGGAGGAGACAUCCGGGGAAGAUCCCCCCACCACGGAAACCAUCGAAAUACCCGAUCGGGAGGAUGAUCAGGACAUAUGUGAAUUGGAGCACUUGCGUAAGCUAUUUAUCGGCGGCCUGGCGCCCUACACCACAGAGGAAGGCCUCAAGGUGUUCUACGGCCAGUGGGGCAAGGUGGUCGAUGUGGUGGUGAUGCGCGAUGCAGCCACGAAACGUUCGCGUGGUUUCGGCUUUAUUACCUACACAAAGUCCACGAUGGUAGACAAAGCACAGGAGAACCGGCCCCAUAUCAUCGACGGCAAAACGGUGGAGGCCAAGCGGGCGCUACCACGCCCGGAGCGUGAGACCCGUGAGACCAACAUAUCCGUGAAAAAGUUGUUUGUCGGCGGCCUAAAGGACAAUCAUGAUGAGGACUGCCUGCGGGAGUAUUUCGUGCAGUUUGGUCGAGUCGUUUCCGUCAAGCUGCUCACCGACAAAACCACCGGCAAGCGUCGCGGAUUUGCAUUUAUAGAAUUCGACGAUUACGAUGCUGUGGAUAAGGCAAUACUUCAAAAGCAACAUUCCAUUAAAUACGUGCACGUGGAUGUUAAGAAAUCUAUUUAUAACUUGGAGAAGAAAGACAAACAGUCCCAGGGACCGCCGACCAAUGGCAGCAAGCCGCCCCAGCAACAGCCACAGCAGCCGCCACAGCCGCACAAUGGCAAUAUGCAGGCGCCCGGCUACCGUCCGCCUGUGCCGCCACAGCAAGCAAUGCCUCCGUACCCGCACCAGCCGCCGCCACCAAUCAAUGCCCCGCCACCCAACUACAACUACUGGGGCCCGCCGCCGCCGAUGCAGGGCUACUACCAGCAGCCACCGCCGCAAAUGAACGGCUGGAACGGCUAUCCACAGAAUGGCUGGAAUGCUCCGCCGCCGCCACCGCCAGGCCCGCAGCAGUGGCAUCCCAGUCAAUGGGGCUGUCCGCCACCAGUGCAGCCACCGGCAGGUGCAGGGGGUCCACCAAUGGAUCAUCAUCGCAACGGGCCGCCCCCGCCAGCACCGGGUAACUGGAACAUGCCGCCCAAUGCCCCGCCACCCAUACCUGGAGCACCGCUGCCGCAAGGUCCGCCGCCACACCAGCAACCGCCUCCAAAUUUCGGCAGCGGCUAUCAGCAGAGCUACGGCGGGGGCCCUACCAAGCACAACAAUAUGAAUGCGAAUCGCAUGAACCCCUAUGCGGCAGCUCCCCCCAACAAUUACCACAAUGCACAGCCGCCAGCUGCUGGCUAUGGAUCGUACAAUGCUCCAGCUCCUCCGCCGAAUGGAAAUGCACCGCUGCCAAAGGGCGUGUCCAACGGCUCGGUGGCCGUUGGGGGCAGUGCCAAUAGCAAGUAUCGCCGCUAGAUCGCCGGUAAGUAGAGCGCCCUGCGGCCGCAUCCCGUCCCUCCCGCCAUUUAGCUGUCGUUUAAGUCAUAAGAAAUCGAAACAACGCCCCCGCCAGAUACGUCUUGCCGACCCCCCCCAUAUGUAUGUUUAAAAAAUGUUUAACGUAUGAACUAAUGUGUACAAUUCUUUUUGAUUUAGAUGCCUUUUUGUGCGCACUUUGUGCAGCAAAAGAAUCAAGAUACUGUUAAGAUAGCAACACACACUCGCUUAGAGUUACGUAAAAACAGAAACACACAGAAAAACAAAACAGGACACUUAACGCAUUGUCUCUCUAUCUAUCAUAGGACAACUAACUACGGUUUUUACUCUACACCUAAGCUAUACCAUUGAUAAUUUAACUAUCGAUCUAAGCCACAGACUAUAUGUAUAAAUAUUUUCUAUAACAAUGUUUGGGAGGUCCAUAGGUCGGUCCCUUAACCAUUUUUGCAUACAUCUGAAUGCAUGUAUGUGGGAAUGCUUACCCAUUUAGAACGGGGUGGGAGAAUAUGCCGGAAUGAAUUUAUUUCAAAACUUUACGGAUGGAUGACGACUACCAGUGCUCUCUAUCUUAACAAUCCUCCCAAUCUCUGUACAUUUUCAAAACCAAGCGUCCGUGCAGCGCGCGUUUUGCUUGCAAAAAUAUUAACUAAGGAUUGACACAAUGGAAGCAAUAAAUAAAUUAGUAAUUAGUUACAAAAUACGCAGCUUUAGCCUGAGCUUAUUGGCCAUAAUUCGUAUAGCUAGAUAAUAGAGCCUUUGUAUUACCUAAAAGAGAAAAGCAAACAAACAAACAAAAGCAAAAAAAAGAUACGUCCAGAAAUAAUAUAAACGUAAACGAAAUACAAAACAAAAAAAUCAAAUCGUAAUCAAACCAAACGCUAAGCUGGCGGGCGUAGCACGGGUGUGUGGGUGGCCUUAACCUAUCGAUGUACACACGAGUUGAUAUCAAAACUAUUGUCAAUUUUUAUAGAGCAAAAAGAUUAUAUACACCAUAUACGACUCGACUACUACUAUCUGCUAUACAAGACACCCCAAACAUGAUUCUAUAAUGCUGUAAAAAGGUUUCUCCACACCAAAUGUCAUUGAACUACCCGUUCAUUCCACUGAUUGGCUGGAUUAACACAUUAUGAUAGCAUAUAGGCUACGUUUAAGUAGAUAUAUGAUUAAUCAAUGAUCAAAAUAGGUAAUUUCAAUCAAAAUUUGCAAUCAUUAGAAUGUCUAGAAUCUGACAAAAUCAUUUGAUUUCAUAUAUAAAAGGUUUUAAAAACUUUAACGAUAAAAACAUUCAAUUGCCCAUUUAAUAAAAGAAAAGUUUUGUGUAAUGUAACAGAAUUGAAGCUAUUAGUGUUGAGUAAGUUCAUUCGAACCGAUUUUAAUCGUUUCCCAUAAGACAUUUAAUCCAGUUUUCUCAUUUAUCACCAGAAAUGUAUUGCAAAAUGCAAAAGUACUGGAGCUUAUAGUGUUGAGAAUCAUCGGAUAGUGUUGAAAAAUUCGAAUUUAUCAUUAAUUACCAUUACCAUUAAUCCAGUCAAUCAGUAGAAUUACGAAAAUGCGCGCAUGAUUUUUUUUUGUUACUAUUAUUUUGUUGCUUUUUACGUUUGGAAGUCCAGCUUUUGGGCAGAUUCCCUUGUUUUUGUUUGACAAACGAUGAGAAAUUAUAUAUAUGUAUGUUAAGUUUGAGUACGAACCACGACACACGAAACUCUAAGUUAAGUUUAGAUCAACAGUUUAACUAGAUGUAUGAAACAUUAUUCUCUCUUUCUACAAUAUUAUUACUAUAUUAUAUGUAUGCUUACGUUCUGUAGCUCACGCCAAAGGCUUUGAAUUUGAUCUAUGAAUUAUAUUAUAUACUAUAUAUAUUAUAUAUAAUAUUAAUUAUGUAUUGAGAAUAAGUGACAAAAAUGACAAAAAAUAUGCAAAGAGGCUCAGUCCACAGGUCCACUUUGCCAGCUUCAGUUAGAGCCAGUCCUCCUCUACUCUCUACAUUUACGAAUACAAAACACCACUAAUCACUUAACCGAAAAUAUAUGAAAAUUCGUAUUUAUUUAAAAUAAAUAAAACCUGAAAAACCAACACUAUGUAUCUGUAUCUAAACAUUUAUUUUGAGCUACUAUCCAGCUGUAAGUCUCUCUCUCGCUCUCUCUCUAUCUCUCUCCCGUCCAAGAAGUGAAUGCAAGUCUAAGUAGUCACUAAUCUGUAAUACUAUCAUAAAGGUUUAGUUAAUUUUUAAUGCAAUUCUAGGUACGCAAACGUAAACGCAAGUCCAUACACAAUUUUCGAACUAAUUUUAAACAUAUUUACCAUGAAUUCUAAGCCCUUAAAACGCUUGAGACAAGCUUGUUGUGUAGCCUUAAGGUAAGUUAGCGAAGAGGCAACCACCCACCAGGUGUACUCGUACUUCAGAUCGUAACAUUCGCAUAGGAUACAAUAUCGAUAUAUACUUUUCUAUAAGUGCGCUUAAGUACCUCGCUUAUACAACUAGCAACUCAAAUCUUUAUACCACAAAUCUCUAAGCAGAUUAUUUCUAAAACAAAUCACAAUAUUUCUUUUCCCAAAAAAAAAACAACUCCAAAACCCUGAGACCAUGCUGGAGAGGGGAAGAACCAAACGAACUCUUGGAUCUACAAUGCA